This is a messenger RNA of Oryza sativa Japonica Group (Japanese rice), 1262 nucleotides long. Its product is annotated as CAX-interacting protein 4. Gene Ontology annotation, molecular function: zinc ion binding; nucleic acid binding. The record is from RefSeq and is a predicted model, not a curated record. Lineage: Eukaryota; Viridiplantae; Streptophyta; Magnoliopsida; Poales; Poaceae.
ACAGACCUUGUCCCAGAGUCCCAAACAAGUUUAACCGACUUUCAUCGAGACGGAACAAGUAUUUGAACUAGUGUUUGUGACCGAGAGAAAUCGAGGUCAUAAAACGCGCGCGUUAUUAGCGUUUCUCCUUCGACCGAGUCGCCGCUCCCGAUCCCAAUUCCCCCGUCGCCCUCCACGAAACCCUACCCCUAAACCGAUCACCCCUUCCCCGGCGGACGCAACCGGCGGCCGGCGAGAGCGAAGAUGCCGGCCACCGCGGGGCGCGUGCGCAUGCCCGCCAACAACCGCGUCCACAGCAGCGCGGCGUUGCAGACGCACUGCAUCUGGCAGAGCGCCAUCGGCUACGACCCCUACGCCCCGGCGGAGAGAAGCAAGCACCAGGCUCCCUCAUCCUCCUCCGUCUCCGCCGCCGCCGCCGCCGCAUCAGCCCCCUCCGAAAACACCUACACUAGCUACCAGAGCCUCCUCACGAUCAUCCGCGCCACCGGCUCCACCUCCGACGAGACCCGCGGCGGCUGCCGGAAGUGCGGCCGCGUCGGCCACCUCACCUUCCAGUGCCGCAACUUCCUCUGCGUCAAGGACCUCGAUAUGGACGACGACGUCGAGGCCGGUAUUCGUCAGGCCGCCUCAUCGCAGGCCAAGCUCGACGAGUUCAGGAAGAAGACCUCUGGUGGUAGCAGCGAUGCUGAGGAGGGCUCCGCUGAGGAUGAUGAAGAAGACAGCUAUGAUUCCUCCGAUUCUGACAUUGAUCCUGAGCUUGAGAGAAUAAUCGCUAAGCGGGAGCUCCACAAGGAUGGCAGUAAGCAAUCGAGGGAGGAAGAGAAGAAAGAGAAGAAGACAAGCCGCCAAAGGAGGAGCAGCAGGGGAAGGUCGAAGCACAGGAGAAGCAGCAGCAAAGAAGACAAGAAGAAGAGUAGACGCAAGAGGCGUGAAAGAUCAUGUGAGGAGGAUAGCGAGACUGAUUCAGACAAGAAGAUCAAGAGGAGGCAUCAUAGGAAGAGCAGCAAGGAGGAGAGGGAGAGGGGUAGGAGCCGCCACCGCCGCAGGAGCUACGACGACGACUCAUCGGAUGACGAUCACCACACGCUGCGGCGGCGCCGCCGCCGCCGCAGAAAGGAUGCAUUCGAUCGGCAGUGAUUCUGGAAGUGGUGGUCGUGACCCUGCUGAAUCUCAUAUGGGUGGCAAAGCGGCGCAAGGAGGAGCAGGAGAUCUUUCUGGACAAUAUUUUCCCUUUAUCGACGAGUUCUGACUUUGCCCUCUAU